AAAAACAGAACAUAAAACACGAAAAUCUACAACAAUAACCGGCAGUUUAAAGUUAACUUCAAAUGAACAUAGUCUCAACACUCAAAUGAUCGGCAAUCUUCGGUCCAUGUCGGAUCCAUUCGGUUUACGAUACGAACUCGAGUCAGAGAGAAUUCAACUCGAGUGGGUUCGAGUUACGCCCAACUCGAGUUAACUCGAGUUACUUACUCGAGUUGACCAUCACUACUUUGGAUAAACCCAAUGCUAUUGAAGUUUAUUGAACAGUGAACACACAUUUUUAUCAACAUUCAUAAAAUGGCUAAUGACUGCUAUCUUAUGUCAACUGCCCUAAAGUUCUUAGCUGGGCAAAGUGGAGACAUUUGCAGGUUAUGUUUGGCAUCCACUGCUGGGCAAACCGUGACUAAUAUUGGCGAUAGUUUUUUACUCCAGAGGCCGUACUAUGAGGGCUCAGUUAAUUUCGUUGAAAUGCUCCACGAACUGGGUGUAGGAGCUGAUGAGGCGCUCCCAGGGAACUUCUGUAAUGUCUGCGCUGAUACAGUUGCCAACGCAUAUCUGUUCAAGCGACUCCUUAACUACUCUUCCAGCAAGUGGGCUGAAGUCAUGAGCAGGCUAAGCUCUAGUCUUAACUUGGCUGAAUCAGCCAGGCCAAAUGGGAAAUCUGUUUAUCUUAUCAUAAAUGAAUAUGGUAAUGAUAUGUUCGCCAGUCGCAAUACCCCAAAAGUCAAAAAGGAUGUGCUGAUUCAGAUUCGAAAAAGUUAUGCAAAAGCCAAAGAAAAAAAAUCCACGAGUGUGAAGUGUACAGAAUGUGAUAAAAAAUUCAAAUCCAACAGCCUACUUUCAAAACACAAUGUAAAAGUUCACAAUAAAACUGAAAUUUCAUGUCCUUAUUGUUUCAAAAUGUUUGCUACACCUAGUCGGUUGGAAUACCACACAGAAAAGGUUCACUGUCCAAAAAAAAUUCAAUGUCCGAAGUGCAAUGAAAUGUUAAGCACACCCAGAAUGUUGAAAUACCAUGACCGGGCAAAACAUGUGGCAGUUGUAUGUAAACUGUGUGGUGUGCAGGUCCCAUGUAAACAAAAAUUACAAGCUCAUUUAGAGAAACAUAAAGCUAAUAAAUGUCCAAGGUGUGGAAAAAACUUUGCUACUAGUUACACAUACAAGGCUCAUGUAAAGGCUUGUGGAAAGGAAGGGAAAACACCAAAAUUCUUUUGUGAUAUUUGUGAGAAGGGAUAUGUAAAAAAAGAUGGUUUACGCUCACAUUUAAAGAUCGAUCAUGGAUUUGGCAAAGUACUGAAAUGCAAAGUUUGUAAAAAGAAGUUUAUAAGGGCCAGUAAACUAAAGAAUCAUAUGGUAAAGCAUACGAAAGAAAAGAACUUCUGUUGCGACCAAUGUGGUAGUAAGUUUGUGACACAAGCUGGCUUAGUUUACCACGUCAGACUACAUACAGGUGAAAGGCCAUUUGUCUGUGAAUUGUGCGAUGAAAGGUUUGUUUCUGCUUCUCGUCUGAUGGAACAUAAACACAGAAAACAUUUUGGACCAACCAAGCAGUGUUCAAUAUGUCCCAAGAAAUUUGUGAAAAGUAGUCAGUUGAAAACACAUAUGUAUAGGCAUAGCAACCCACAUAGUAAGCUAUAUUCAGGAGCAGAUAUUCAGCCCGUCUUUGUGGAAACAUGCAAGCUAUAGAAGUGCUAUUUGCUUCUCAAAUGAAUGUGCUUAAUUUCAUGAGUGUACAAGUAGCUAUCGAGUUGUGAGGGGGCCAACAAUACCUCGAAAUGAUUUCUUUAAUGUUACACAUGGCUGUUAAAAUACCAGUUCCUUAUUUUAAUGUGGCUGGGCAUACUACCAAAUGACUAGAUAGAUUGUUCAUGUUCAAUGAUCAGACGGACACACAAACAUUUUAAAUAUAGAUGUCAUGAAUGCUCUGAUAAAGGAAUCAUGAAUGUUUGCAUUUUUUUUUUCAAACCUGGAACCUGCGCCUGGACUGGAACUAACAAUGAGAAAUUAUAUUUAUUUAAACCACUUAAAUUCAAGUCAAGACGAAAUGUCUCCAAUAAAAAUACUGUUUUAUUUCUAUUUUCUGCAAGUAAAAUUAAAUAUUUUUG
Molecule: messenger RNA, 2102 nt
Organism: Ostrinia furnacalis (Asian corn borer)
Lineage: Eukaryota; Metazoa; Arthropoda; Insecta; Lepidoptera; Crambidae
Product: zinc finger protein 431-like
Exons: 2
Coding region: 295-1683 (462 amino acids)
Biological process (GO): regulation of transcription by RNA polymerase II
Cellular component (GO): nucleus
Molecular function (GO): zinc ion binding; RNA polymerase II cis-regulatory region sequence-specific DNA binding; DNA-binding transcription activator activity, RNA polymerase II-specific
Source: RefSeq, a predicted model, not a curated record